Saccharomyces eubayanus is the source of this 2115-nucleotide messenger RNA. It is a transcript of the gene ZIP2, whose product is annotated as Zip2p. The transcript has a single exon. The coding region runs from base 1 to 2115 and encodes 704 amino acids. The record is from RefSeq and is a predicted model, not a curated record. NCBI's taxonomy places the organism in Eukaryota, Fungi, Ascomycota, Saccharomycetes, Saccharomycetales, Saccharomycetaceae.
AUGAAUAUUGGAGUUUGGGAAAUCAAAUCACCUCCAUGUAGGCAUGAUGUUGGCGGCUAUUCUGUCUUAUUGGGAAGUCUGAAAGAGAACAUAAAAUUAGAGAGAAGAGCUCAAAAGUACUUGAAAGAGCUAACAAACCUACAAGUGAAGCCAUUAGAAAUCAAAUUCUCCGGAAAAACUGAUAAGAUUGAGAGGGAAAAAUAUCUUUUAGAGGUAAUCCGCAGCACACCCUACAGACAAAGAACAACUCUAAUUGUUAAUAAUACCUGGAAUGCGACAAAUCUCAAACAAAACAACACGGAGGAACCAUUGUAUGACUUACCUAAGGAAAAAAUGAAAGUUGAGAAACAAGAUAUGCUAUUCUUUAAAUGGGUGAAAACCCUUUCAACCGAGUUAAAGUUUCCACUUCAACAAUCAUCUUCGAGACACAGUUCGACACAUAAUAAUACGGAAUUGAGCUGGCUUAACAUCCCUAUUCUCCGACAGAAUAAGUUAAAGAAGAAGACAUCGCGUAUUGACCUAAAGCAAAUGCCGUCUGCUUUAGAAACCCAAUUCAAUAAAGUGAAAGAAGAAAAGUUGAACAACUGCGUCAAAUUUUCAGAUACACCUUUAUCAGAUUGGGAACCUGGUAUUUUUGAGCAAACAUAUGACAAGUAUUUUUUAAAUUCAGUGCUAAUAAAAAAACACUUACAAAGAAACCGCAAACAUGAAUUUGAAGCUAGUACGCAAAAUUGGGUAGUUACAUUUCCAGAGUGCGAUCAAGAGUACGAUAUUCUUGAAAGGGGUUACAAUGAACUGUUUGAUACACAAUUUAAUAAGCUAGAAUUUUUCAAAAUAAGAACUAAAAAACCUGAAAGGAGCAAGCCGGUUAAGAAGAAGGUCCAGAACAUAUGGCGUUUAGACAAAGGUGAUUUGAAGGUCCUGGUUUGGGAUCCUUUAAAGACAUUCUGCAGUUACUCUUGGCAUACAAUAUUGGAAAACGACAUCAUAAAUGAAGAAGGAUACUCGAUCAAACCAAUAAAAAUGAGAUUUCAGAAGUUAAGUUCCAGUUCCCUCGACCUCAUUGAUAAUCAAAGGAAACAAUUUGGCACUAUAAAGCUUGCAGUGGGUGUACCAAAUGAAAACACCACUGAAAAUACUUCAUUUGAAGAAAGUGAAAGAAAUGAUGUAACAGUAAACUGCACUUUGGACUUAAAAAAAGACAAUGACCUCUCAUCUUCCAAAGCCGAUAUCAACACUUCGUUGGCCCCUCAAAAGCGAUCUUUUAUCGAUAAUGAACUGAUAUCCAUACUUGCCACGAAGAGAAAAUUCAAAAAGCACAAAGAACAUGGCAGUAGUGCUAGAAAUAUAUCGUCUACUUCGUAUUUAAUGAAUUCUGGAACAUACGCAAACACUCCAAUGGAAACUUCAAUCACUAAAUCUGUCUGCAACGACAAGAGAGAAUUGUCAUUCGAUAGUUCAUUGAUAAUCCAUUCGAUAUUCAAAGAUGAUAUCGAAAGUAAAUGCAUCGCUGUAAACACAAAUAAGAUGAUGGAAAACCACAAAGUGAUCCAGGCAUUAUGUCAAAAUUCUCAGUUAGAUCUCAUCGAUCAGCCUUACUUCGGCGAGUGCGACUUCAUUAUAGACCAUUCAACAUGCUUACUUAAAAUUCAAAUAAACCGAUUUUUGCAGCUUAAGGACAAUGGAUCGCUAUAUUACAGUAAGACAAUAAAUGACCUGUUAACCGAAUUCCACAGAGUUAUAAUAAUUGUGGAAUUUCCUGAAAUAUUGCAAAAAGUAGACCCGGAUCUCUUUUGGAAAGUUAGGUUCUAUCUAUUGCAUCCACGAAUUGAAGCCUUUUUCAUUUAUGAAGAUAUGGAAGUGUUAAUUGACUGGAUAAAAUACUUCAUUACAAAGUGGGCACUUUCUUAUGACGAUGAGGAAGAUGAAAAGAUUGCAAAUGAUGAUAUUCUUCUAGAGUUGGGGUUCAACAUUCUUUUAGUACGAAAAAUCUAUCGAACGUACAGUCUGCAGGAAUUUUUCAUGGCUGUAAUACAAGAACAAAGUCAAGCUGUUGAGUUGUUAACGGGUUCACAAAUGUCACGUCUGAGAAAGUUGCUAACCUUAGAAUGGUAG